Fusarium redolens is the source of this 995-nucleotide messenger RNA. Its product is annotated as short-chain dehydrogenase/reductase. The coding region runs from base 105 to 989 and encodes 294 amino acids. NCBI's taxonomy places the organism in Eukaryota, Fungi, Ascomycota, Sordariomycetes, Hypocreales, Nectriaceae. The transcript is spliced from 2 exons. Gene Ontology annotation, molecular function: triacylglycerol lipase activity; acylglycerone-phosphate reductase (NADP+) activity. Gene Ontology annotation, biological process: phosphatidic acid biosynthetic process; triglyceride catabolic process. Gene Ontology annotation, cellular component: endoplasmic reticulum; lipid droplet. The record is from RefSeq and is a predicted model, not a curated record.
CUUUCUAUAAAAGAGAUCAGGAAUUCGUUUCUUAUCAUGGUAUCUGAGACUUGAUAGUCCUGACCUAUUUAUCUUGCAGAAACUUAAUAACUUGAUCCUUUUCAAUGAAUUCUCUACGGAAGUCUGUCCUAAUCACCGGCUGCUCUGCUGGUGGUAUUGGCGGAGCAUUGGCUGAUGCGUUUCACGCCAAAGGUUACCACGUCUUCGCAACUGCACGUAACCCAUCAAAAGUCUCCCCGAGUCUCUCCAGUGCGGCAAAUGUCACGGUUCUAAAGCUAGACGUGUUAUCCACGGAGUCGAUCGCCGCUGCUGUUGAAAGCGUCAAGAGCCAAACCGGUGGUGGGCUCGAUGUUCUCGUCAACAACAGUGGCGGAGGCUAUACUUUACCGGCUUUGGAUGUCUCGAUUGAUGAGAGCAAGAAGCUAUUCGAACUAAACUUUUGGGCUCCAUUGACUAUGCUUCAAGCCUUUGCUCCUCUUCUAAUCAAGACCAAAGGAUGCAUUGUGAACAAUUCCUCUGUUAAUGCAAUCGCCCCUAUGCCGCUCAUGAGCAUUUACAACAGCUCCAAGGCUGCUCUUCUCUCGGCCAGUGAGACAUGGCGUCACGAACUUCAACCUCUCGGAAUUCGUACUAUUACCCUGCUUACCUCCGCGGUCAAAACCAACUUUUUUUCUGAACAUCCUGCGGCCGAUGUACCUGAUGAUUCCCAGUACUUUGAGAUUAGGGACUUCAUUCAUGGCCUUGUUGAUGGCCGCAUGCAAGAGAAUGGAAUAAGUGCGAAGCAGUAUGCGACUAAAGUAGUCGGUGAGGUCGAGAAAGGCACAGUCGGAGUGGUCUGGGCCGGCAAAGAUGCUUCUACCCUUCGUCUACUAUCGUGGCUGUUACCACAGUCCGUUUUUGUAAGACUUGAGCUAUCUCUGAUAUUGGAUGGAUAUCUAAUUGAAAGGGUAGGAUAUGAUAGUGCAGAGCGUCAUUCCGAUUGCUCGUGAGAUGGC